This is a messenger RNA of Aethina tumida (small hive beetle), 1634 nucleotides long. It is a transcript of the gene Nmd3, whose product is annotated as 60S ribosomal export protein NMD3. Gene Ontology annotation, biological process: ribosomal large subunit export from nucleus. Gene Ontology annotation, molecular function: ribosomal large subunit binding. Lineage: Eukaryota; Metazoa; Arthropoda; Insecta; Coleoptera; Nitidulidae. The transcript is spliced from 6 exons. The coding region runs from base 84 to 1592 and encodes 502 amino acids. Gene Ontology annotation, cellular component: nucleus; cytoplasm. The record is from RefSeq and is a predicted model, not a curated record.
AUUCGAGAGGUUAACAAACGUGACACAUGUGAGUGACCAAAUAAUUUCUCCAGCAGACUAACGUUAACAUUAACAAACUUAGAAUGGAGUACAUGUCAGAUUUACCGGCAGCUCCGGUGCAAAACAGGAUAUUAUGCUGCGAAUGUGGCAUUCCAAUAGAGCCCAACCCGGCAAAUAUGUGUGUGGCCUGUCUUCGUUCGCAGGUCGAUAUUACUGAAGGCAUUCCAAAACAGGCCACUCUGCACUUUUGUCGAGGAUGUGAGAGGUAUUUACAGCCACCAGCUGAGUGGGUAAGCUGUGCAUUGGAAUCCAGAGAAUUGCUGUCACUGUGCCUUAAGAAGUUGAAAGGUUUAAACAGAGUGAAGCUUAUUGAUGCUGCCUUUGUUUGGACUGAACCCCAUUCCAAACGUAUCAAGGUUAAAUUAACUGUUCAUGGUGAAGUUGUUGGGGGAGCAGUUCUGCAACAGGUGUUUGUUGUUGAAUAUGUAAUCAAUCAUCAAAUGUGUGAUGAGUGUCACAGGUCUGAAGCUAAAGAUUUCUGGAGGGCACUUGUACAAGUUAGACAAAGAGCUGAGAACAAGAAGACCUUCUUUUACUUGGAACAAUUGAUUCUAAAGCACAAAGCCCAUGAAAAUACAUUGGGAAUAAAGCCCAUCCAUGGUGGAUUGGAUUUCUUUUAUACCACAGAGGCACAUGCAAGGAAAAUGGUGGAUUUCGUGGCAUCAGUUUUGCCAUGUAAAUACCAGCAUUCCAAAAAAUUGAUUUCACAUGAUAUACACAGUAAUGUAUAUAAUUACAAGUUUACAUAUUCUGUUGAAAUUGUCCCAGUUUCUAAGGACAGUGUUGUGUGCCUAUCAAAAAAGCUUACACAAACUUUAGGAGGCAUAUCACCAAUUUGUUUGGUGUACCGUGUCACAAACUCCCUACAUUUGAUAGAUCCAACAACUGCACAAAUUGCCGAAGUAAGCAGUACAGUAUAUUGGAGAUAUCCAUUCCAAUGUAUAUGCAACCCUAAACAAUUGGUUGAGUACAUAGUUAUGGACAUUGAACCCAUAAUGGACAAAGACAGGAAUUUCUUUCCUGGCCAAGGUGCUAUAUCAAACAAACAUGUACUUUCAGAUAUUUGGGUUGUAAGAGCUAGUGAAUUAGGAGUUAAUGACAAUACAAUCCAUACUAGAACUCAUCUAGGUCAUAUUUUAAAACCUGGGGAUUCUGUGUUGGGGUACAACAUUGAAGACAGUAACAUAAAUGAUGAUAAUUUUGAAAAACUGGAUAAAAGUAAAACACCUGAUGUUAUUUUGGUAAAGAAAUAUUAUGAUAAAUCUGCAAUUAGAAAACAAAGAUUAUGGAAACUCAAACACUUGGCUGAUGAUGAAAUGGCUGUUGACAGAGACACUAAUGAUUACCAUGAAUUUUUGGAUGACUUGGAAGAAGAUCCAGCUCUGAGACAAAACAUAAAUAUAUUCAAAGAUAAAAAUAAAAUAAUUCCUGUAGAUUCUAAUGAUGAGUGUGACCCAAGUGUUCCAAGAGUUACUCUUGAAGAAAUGUUGGAUGAUUUGGUCAUUGAUGAUGUUGAAAUGUCAGAAAUAUAAUUUUAUUUUUUUACUUUGGUUUAAAAAAUAUGUUAACGCAAA